Pieris napi is the source of this 1813-nucleotide messenger RNA. It is a transcript of the gene Ak3, whose product is annotated as GTP:AMP phosphotransferase AK3, mitochondrial. The record is from RefSeq and is a predicted model, not a curated record. Bases 509 to 1168 code for a protein of 219 amino acids. Gene Ontology annotation, biological process: nucleobase-containing compound metabolic process. Gene Ontology annotation, molecular function: AMP kinase activity; ATP binding. Gene Ontology annotation, cellular component: mitochondrion; cytoplasm. NCBI's taxonomy places the organism in Eukaryota, Metazoa, Arthropoda, Insecta, Lepidoptera, Pieridae. The transcript has a single exon.
UUCUUCGGAUUGAGUUUGACGUGCACGACAUUUAGCAAAUUAUCAAGUGUCAGAAAUAGAUUCGAAAUUCAAAUGUCACAACAUUAAUUCAUAUAUCAAGUUCAAAAUUUCAUUGAUAACUCUAGUCUAAAGUCCAAUCCAAACUCCAAAGUCCAUUGACAAAACAAAACAGCAAUAAAAAUUAAUUAAGCAGAUUAUCUUAAGGACAAAGUUAUUAUGAGUUAUGACGUUACGCUCAUUAAGUCAUUUCUUUUCACCAGUAACUGUGCUAUUAAAGUAUUAUAUAAAUGGUGCUGGCUUAUGUGAUUGAGUUAUGUAUGUGUUUAACAAUAGUUUUUAUUCAUAAUCUUAAAUAAAACCAAUACAAACAGAUCGAACUUAUAAGACAAUCUUAUCACAACGAAAUAUAAAAAGAUAAAAAGUUGAAUAGCUGAUAAUAAACAUUUAUGUAAGUUUCUUUAUAAAAAUUUACUAAAUAGUAUAAUUUAUUUUUACCAAUAAAACCACAAUGCAGAUAAAAACUAAAUUAUUGAAAACAUUGAUUUUGGGGGCUCCAGCAUCAGGAAAAGGCACAAUAUCGUCUCGAUUAGUAAAAAGGUAUGGGCUUGAACAUGUUUCAAGUGGAGACAAGUUAAGGGACCACAUAGAAAAGCAAACAGAUCUUGGCAAAAAAGUUAAAAGUUACUUAAAUGAAGGUAAGCUGGUACCGGAUGAUGUAAUGAUAAAUUUUAUGGUAACGGAAUUGAAGCGAGUAGAGAAUAAACCAUGGUUAUUAGAUGGUUUUCCUAGGACAGUAACACAGGCUGAUGCCCUGUGGAAAGUUAAACCUGUUGACAUUGUACUUAACCUUGUAGUUCCAUUUGAAGUUAUAAUAGACAGAGUCAAAAACCGAUGGGUGCAUUUACCAUCUGGAAGGGUGUAUAAUAUAGGUUUUAACACACCUAAAGUGAUGGGAAAAGAUGAUGAGACUGGAGAAGCUUUAAUGCAGAGGCCAGAUGAUAAGCCGGAGGCUGUAAAGAAACGCUUAGAGAUUUAUGAAAGUAUGACAAAACCAGUCAUUGAUUUUUAUAAAGGAAAGGGUAUUAUUAAACACUUUGAAGGCAGAACAUCUGAUGAAAUAUGGCCUAAAAUUACUGACUAUAUGGACAAUUUGUUAAAAAAAACAUAAGUUUGCUUUUUUAACAUUAACUGACAUUGAAAAGGGGUUAAUAUAAGGUAAAGCAAAAUAUUUAGAAACAUGAUUUUGAUAAAUAUUUACUAUACAAUGUCUUCCAAUAUAUAGCACAAUAUUAAACUUAUAUCACUUAGUAUUAUGAAUUACAUAUUAUAUUAUAUUGUCUUACGGCAGUUGAUCCUAGUCAAUAUAUGUACAAAUAUAAAUAAUUAUGUUUUUGUAAGUGUGUUGCACAAAGUAUCCAAAGAUUAAAAAAGCUAACUGUCAUGCUCAACACUUCUAUUAUAAUGGAAGAAUAACUUGUACCUUUUUAAUGCGUACACUUUUUGUAUCAUAAACCAUUAAUAUUAAGGGAUAUUAAGGCUAAUAUUUAGACAUCAUUUCAAGGAUAACUGUUAAAAUUUUAGGAACUUUAAAAAUAUAUUUUGUGUUUGUUUAGCCUAAGUAUAAUUUUUAUGUAAUCAUGUAAUAUGGUACUUGAAUACUGAAUCAGUUUUGAACUAGAUUGGUUAAUCUAUAUACAUUUUAAUUUCUAAGUUUAAAAAACCUAUAAUUCACCUGUGCCUUAUUAAUACUAAUUAAUUUUAAUGGUGUAUGUAAGAUGAUGUACUGUAUUUUAUCUUGUAUAAUAUUUUUGAA